Molecule: messenger RNA, 1428 nt
Organism: Scomber japonicus (chub mackerel)
Lineage: Eukaryota; Metazoa; Chordata; Actinopteri; Scombriformes; Scombridae
Gene: chrna5
Product: cholinergic receptor, nicotinic, alpha 5
Exons: 7
Coding region: 1-1428 (475 amino acids)
Biological process (GO): nervous system process; regulation of membrane potential; signal transduction
Cellular component (GO): postsynaptic membrane; neuron projection; synapse
Molecular function (GO): acetylcholine-gated monoatomic cation-selective channel activity; transmembrane signaling receptor activity
Source: RefSeq, a predicted model, not a curated record
AUGAUGCUGAGAGCAGGAGGGGCAGCCACCUCUCUCGCACUGCUGCUGCUGUUGCCGUUGCUGUGCUGUUGCCACCUGUGCCACUCAUUGCGGAUUCCAAAACUCUCAUCCUAUGCAAAAGCAGAGGACAAGCUGUUCAAAUACCUCUUUGGAAACUACCAGAAAUGGGUUCGUCCAGUGGAAUACCUAAACCAAACUAUCUGUGUGAAGUUUGGACUGGCCAUCUCCCAGCUAGUUGAUGUGGAUGAAAAAAACCAGCUAAUGACAACCAAUGUGUGGAUGAAACAGGAGUGGAAUGAUAUGAAACUCAGAUGGAACCCGGAUGACUAUCUGGGCAUCACGACUAUACGAGUCCCCUCUGACAGGAUCUGGCUCCCUGACGUUGUGCUGUAUGAUAAUGCAGAUGGUCGUUUUGAGGGUACUGUCACCAAGGCUGUUGUAAAGUAUGAUGGAACAAUAUCAUGGACACCGCCAGCUAACUACAAAUCAGCCUGCACCAUUGAUGUCACCUUCUUCCCCUUUGACCUCCAGAACUGCUCAAUGAAGUUUGGCUCUUGGACCUAUGAUGGCUCCCAGGUCGACAUCAUUCUCGAGGACUUCCACGUGGACAAGCAGGACUAUUUUGACAAUGGUGAAUGGGAGAUAGUGAAGGCCACAGGCAGCCGUGGUCUGAGGACAGACAGCAGCUCCACCUAUCCUACCAUCACCUACUCCUUCAUUAUCCGGAGGUUGCCUCUUUUCUACACCCUCUUCCUCAUCAUCCCCUGCAUUGGCCUGUCCUUCCUCACCAUCCUUGUCUUCUAUCUGCCCUCCAAUGGUGGUGAGAAGAUCUCUCUCUGCACCUCAGUGCUGGUUUCGCUCACCGUCUUCCUCCUGGUCAUAGAGGAGAUCAUCCCCUCCUCCUCUAAGGCUAUCCCUCUCAUUGGGGAGUACCUGGUCUUCACCAUGAUCUUCGUCACACUCUCCAUCAUCAUUACUGUCUUUGCUAUCAACAUACACCACCGCUCUUCUUCUACACAUCAUGGCAUGGCACCGUGGGUGAAGAGGAUUUUCCUGCAUCGACUGCCGAAGCUGCUGUGUAUGCGCAGCCAUGUGGACCGCUACGCCGCAGCUGGAUUGGCCAGAACAGGAGGAGCGGUCAGACUGGGUUUGAGGAAGGACUCACCUGAGUUCACCCCUCUCCUCUACACCCGACAUAACCUACAAGCAGCUUUGGAUUCUAUCCGCUACAUUACCAUGCAUGUGGUUAAAGAAAAUGAGGUCAGAGAGGUGGUACAGGACUGGAAGUUUGUAGCCCAGGUUCUGGAUCGAAUGUUUCUGUGGGCCUUCCUGCUGGUGUCAAUCCUGGGCUCGGCUCUCCUCUUUAUCCCAGUUAUUUACAAAUGGGCCAGCAUCAUCGUCCCUGACCACACUGGAAGCACCCUCUAA